UCCUCACCCGGAGCGCCACCGCCACCCACAAACCCCCGCCACCCACGGACCGGCUCUGGACACGGCUGCGAGGGGCCCUUGGGAAGGGGAAACUGAGUCACCACGCGGGCACCUCUCCUGCUCCUCCACCUCUCCCCGCUGCAGCAGACGCGGGUCCCCCAGUCCGAGAUGGCGACCUCCUCGUGUCCCCCGAGCGGCGCCGGAGGCCGCGGUGCCGGCGUCCCAUGGGACUUUCUGCCUGGGCUGAUGGUCAAGGCCCCUCCGGGUCCCUGCCUGCAGGCCCAGCGCAAAGAGAAGUCUCGGAACGCCGCGCGCUCCCGGCGCGGGAAGGAAAACCUGGAGUUCUUUGAGCUUUCCAAGUUGCUCCCGCUGCCCGGUGCCAUCUCCAGCCAGCUGGACAAGGCGUCCAUCGUGCGUCUCAGUGUCACUUACCUCCGCCUGCGCCGCUUCGCCGCGCUGGGGGCGCCACCCUGGGGACUGCGAGCUGUGGGGCCGCCGGCUGGCCUAGCUCCAGGCCUCCGGGGCCCCGUGGCGCUGGUCUCCGAGCUCUUCGAGCAGCACCUGGGAGGUCACAUCCUGCAGUCCCUGGACGGUUUCGUGUUUGCCUUAAACCAGGAAGGAAAAUUCCUCUACAUCUCAGAGACAGUCUCCAUCUACCUGGGUCUCUCACAGGUGGAGCUGACGGGCAGCAGCGUCUUCGACUACGUCCACCCUGGGGACCACUCCGAGGUGCUGGAGCAACUGGGGCUUCGAGCGCCAACCCCUGGACCCCCCACCCCACCCUCCAUCUCUUCCUGUUCCUCUUCCUCCUCAUCUUCCUCCUCACUGGUGGAUACCCCUGAGAUUGAAGCCGGCCCUACAGAAGCACCCCCUUCCUCUCGGGUCCAGGAACGCUCCUUUUUCAUCCGCAUGAAGUCCACCCUCACCAAGAGGGGGAUGAACGUGAAGGCCUCCGGGUACAAGGUCAUCCAUGUCACCGGGCGCCUGCGAGCCCGCGCCCUGGGCCUCGUGGCUCUCGGUCACACGUUGCCACCAGCCCCACUGGCUGAGCUGCCUCUGCACGGACACAUGAUCGUCUUCCGCCUCAGCCUGGGCCUCACCAUCCUUGCUUGCGAGAGCAGAGUCAGCGACCACAUGGACCUGGGGCCCUCAGAGCUGGUGGGCCGCAGCUGUUACCAGUUUGUUCAUGGGCAAGAUGCCACCAGGAUCCGCCAAAGCCACCUGGACCUGCUGGAUAAAGGCCAGGUGGUGACCGGUUACUACCGCUGGCUGCAGCGAGCCGGGGGGUUCGUGUGGUUGCAGUCCGUGGCCACCGUGGCGGGGAGUGCAAAGAGCGCGGGGGAACAUCACGUGCUGUGGGUCAGUCAUGUGCUCAGCCAUGCCGAAGGGGGUCAAACACCUCUGGAUGCCUUCCAGCUCCCAGCCAGUGUGUCCCAGAAGGAUCCAUGCAGCCCAGGGCCAGAGGAUACAGAGGAGGACCCCGUCUUGGAUGGGAAACCAGCUGCUGCUGUGGAGAAGGACCACAGUCCCCAGACCCCAGGCACAUGUGUCAAGGUGGAGCCCGGCGCCAAGGAGAGCGGAGUGUCAGAGGACAGUGGAGACGAGGAGCCCCUGGACCAGCGCGUUCAAGCCCGGCCGGAGUUCACCUCUGUCAUCCGUGCAGGGGCCCUGAAACAGGACCCAGUACGGCCAUGGGGCCUGGUCCCUCCAGGGGACCCUCCACCUUCCCUUCUGCAUGCAGGUUUCCUGCCGCCCAUGGUGCGGGGCCUGUGCACACCUGGCACCAUCCGCUAUGGCCCCGCAGAGCUGGGCCUCAUGUACCCACAUCUGCAGAGGCUGGGCCCAGGCCCCUCCCUCCCAGAGGCCUUUUACCCCACCCUGGGCCUUCCCUACGCAGGGCCCAUGGGCACCAGGGUACAACGAAAGGGGGACUGAAGACUGGGCACAGCCAGGGAUCGGACCUGAGGGUAAGGUGGUACCCCAAGCACCUGGAGCCCUCCCUGAGAAUUAAACACCGUUUCCAACAGGGAUGUGGUUCCCAGUGCCUCUCUGCUUCUACCCUAACUGGGCACUUCUAUCGGCCUCCUGCCUUCACCUUUCUCCAACCCCUCCAGGACCUUCUUCCCCAAGGAACAGGUUUCACCACUCAAAGUCGAGCUGGCAAAGGGUCAGGUUUUAAUGUCCUAGUCCUUGGGGCCAGCCAGCCCGAGGUCCUGUUGCUUAUUCAGGUGGUGGCCGGCCUGCUUCAUCCGGGCCUUCGGAGGUGGACCCCCCAUCGUCCUCGGGCACCAGUUCCACAUCCAGCUCAAGCUGGCCCAUGUAGAGGCCCACGGCGCAAGCCCAGAGCAGGCUGACAGCCAGCACGGUGGCUAUACCCGCGGCAGCUCCCCCCAGCGACAGCUGCAUGGGUGCCCGAAGUGCUGCCAGGCUCACCGCGUAGGAGGCGCCGCCCCACACCACACACAGGCCGCCCAGCAAGAAGAAGCCUGUGGAAGAGAGGUGGUGGUCAGUGGAGGGCCAGGGCCUGGGGUACAACGUGGGACCACCGUGAUGAGGACUGGCGGAGGGAGGGCUGGAGAAGGGAGAUCAUGUGACCCAGCACAGGUUGAUGAUGCCUGCUGCCUGGGGCAUCCGCUUCAUGGGGUUGAAAUCAAGCCAGCAGGCUUUGCCAACAAACAGGCGCCUUCAACUGCUGAGCCAUGUCCCCAAACCUUACCUGUUACCUGGGAGGCAAGGGGAUCCCACAUUCAAAUUUUGCCUAGAUAAUUUAGGAUUGGUCUCAAAAUAAAACAUUAGGGCUGGAGAGAUGGCUUAGUGGUUAAGGCAUUUGCCUGCAAAGCCAAAUGACCUCGGUUUGAUUCCCCAGGACCCACUUAAGCCAGAUGCACAA
Messenger RNA from Jaculus jaculus (lesser Egyptian jerboa), 2890 nucleotides. It is a transcript of the gene Npas1, whose product is annotated as neuronal PAS domain protein 1. Bases 169 to 1935 code for a protein of 588 amino acids. The record is from RefSeq and is a predicted model, not a curated record. NCBI's taxonomy places the organism in Eukaryota, Metazoa, Chordata, Mammalia, Rodentia, Dipodidae. The transcript has 11 exons. Gene Ontology annotation, molecular function: protein dimerization activity; RNA polymerase II transcription regulatory region sequence-specific DNA binding; DNA-binding transcription factor activity, RNA polymerase II-specific. Gene Ontology annotation, biological process: regulation of transcription by RNA polymerase II.